Molecule: messenger RNA, 5131 nt
Organism: Cherax quadricarinatus
Lineage: Eukaryota; Metazoa; Arthropoda; Malacostraca; Decapoda; Parastacidae
Product: tyrosine-protein kinase Dnt
Biological process (GO): protein phosphorylation; positive regulation of kinase activity; axonogenesis
Cellular component (GO): plasma membrane; signaling receptor complex
Molecular function (GO): protein kinase activity; ATP binding
Source: RefSeq, a predicted model, not a curated record
UCAGUCCUGGCCCAGGCGCCGGAGAGUGAGGACGGUGGGGUUGUGUUGUUGGAUUACUCGCGACCUUCCCAAGUGCUGUGUUGCUCAUAUACCGUGUGUGCCAUGAAUCCCAGUGUUGCCUCAUUGAUCGCAAUGUAACUUGUAACACUGAUUACGAACAAAACAUCACUAAGAUGGUUAUUGUAUACCUUUCAUUCCUCAUUAUUAAAUAAACUUUUAACAAACUUCCUUUUUUUUAUUUUGUUAACAUAUUUUUUCCAAAUUUUUUCUGACAGAACUCUUCGUAAUUAAAAUACUUUUUUAUUGAACAUAGAGAAAGCAAAAUGCUUUGGUAUCACAUGGAAAUUAUGUUUGCUAUUCACCGUCACUGAAAAAAAAACUUUUUCCAUAAACCUUACGGCAAAAACCAGGACAAAUGAUACAUCAUUUUUGAGCUCAAUGAUGGCUAGUGUUGGAGUGUUAGUGAUGUCAGCGGUGGUGUCGGUGUUGGUAGGUCCAGGAGCUGCCAACUUCAAUCUGUACCUCACCCAGGCUGAGGUCCGCAGAAUAUUAGGGUUGACCGCGGAGUUAUACUAUGUGCGUGAGGGCGUCGUCAACGAUUAUGCCAUGAACUGGAGAGUGCCAGUGCCAGCAGACGUUCACAGACUUUACUUCACCUGGGUGGCACUUGACAAGAAGCCAGUGCUGUACAACAUGGCCAUCUGGAUGAACGAGACGGAGGUGGUAGGGGCACCCUCUCCGCUAGCCAUGCCCUCCGUCAACGUGUCACUGACGGGUACUGUACCCACCGUGCCUGCCACCUUCAGGCUGGACCUACCCUGCACGGGGCUAGCCAGUGCAGAGGUUGACAUCAUCUUCAACAUCAACGUGACAUCUCCGAGGCCUCGUCAGCCACCCACAGUCUUGUACUUCAAGCGACGCAAGAUCUGCUUCGAAGGUCAGUCGGCGGAGAUGUAUGCGCCUCACCUGGGCCCCGUGGGUGAGCGUGGGGAGGCGUUGCCGGUGGUGUACUAUGUGGUGCCGGCACUGGCGGGGCUCACCCUCGUCGUCACUGUCAUCGUCAUCGUCGCCUACAUCAGGAGAAAGAGACUCAAGAGGGACAGAGAACCCAGGAUUCUCGGCAUUAACGACCUGGGUGUUAAGACUCGCCCUCUUACCAACUCCACAUUGCUGAGAGCUGCAACACCCAACAACAAUACUUACACCCUUCCAUCGUCCGUCACCAUCAAUUCCUACGCCUCCCUCCGCAAGCUCACCACGCCCAUUACGCCCAUCACGCCCCUCACCCCCGCCCAUACCCACAACCACGUGUCAACGACGGCCUCACUGACGCAGUGUAGCAGAGAGAGCGGCAGCAGGGAGGUGUGUGACGUGAGCAGAGACAGUGGAAGCAGAGACACCUGUCAGUCGUCCAGCUCUCUAAGCCGCUCAGAGGUGAUUGUUGAUCCCUCAGCAGCAGAACUUCAGGAGAGAUUCAGACAGAUGGAGGUUGAGCGGCCGCGGGUGCGUCUGACAGCCGUGGCUCACGAGGGUUCCUUCGGGCGGGUGUUCCGGGGCUGGAUCCAGCGAGACCGCCCUGAGCAGGACCAGCAGGUGCUGAUCAAGACGGUGACGGAGGGAGCCCCUCACGACGAAGUAGUCGCCCUCUACCGGGAGGGAACCCACCUCUUUAACCUCUACCACAGGAACGUGCUGACCAUGGUUGGAAUCUCCUUCGCUGAUAACUCGUCGCCCUUCCUCAUCUACCCCUUCCACGGCUACCAUAACCUGAAACAGUACCUUCAGGAGCACCGGGGCGGCCACCUGAGGGCGUCGGAGUUGGUGGAGCUGGCGGUGCAGGCAGCUCAUGGACUGUCCUUCCUACACACAGCCAACCUCCUCCACGGUGACCUGGCUGCCAGGAACUGUGUUGUGAGCGAGAAGCUGCAGCUGCGGAUCACCGACGCCGCGCUCUCCAGAGAUCUCUUUCCGACAGACUAUGAGUCGGUCGGAUCCGAAGCUGCCAGACCCAUCAAGUGGAUGUCUUACGAGGCCAUCACCGACAGAGUCGUCUCCACCGCAAGUGACGUGUGGUCAUAUGGUGUCCUCCUGUGGGAACUAACGACCUUGGCUCAGCAGCCGUACGUGGAGGUGGCAGCGUGCGAAAUGGGGGAAUACCUUCGAGAUGGGUACCGUCUGGCUCAACCUCUUAACUGCCCCGACGACCUCUACAAGGUGAUGGCCUUCUGUUGGGCAAUUCAUCCCCACGACCGACCCCAUGCUAAGCUCAUCCUGGACUAUCUCGCUGCCUUCCACCAACAGCUUAACAGCUUCAUCUGAUACAAGGAGGCAGGAGGAGGAGAAGGAGGAGGAGGAGGAGCAGUAGGUUCCGCUGGUGCUAAGAAAAACAAAAAUAAGGACGGAAAGAAGGAUGGGAAGAGAGAAGAUGGUAAGAAAAAAGAUAAGAAUGUCAUGGAAGUCAAGAAACGUGAUAAGUAAGGGCAAUAUGAAAGAUAGUUUAAGGCAUAGUCCUCCGAUUGAUAAAUAAUAUAGUAACAUGGCUGAAAUUUUAAACAUUGAUUAAAAUAUUUCACUAAUAUUUUCCUCUGGCCUCCAAACAAAAAUUAUCCCCCUCCCUAUCCCCCAAAUUAUUUUCCUUUUAUCCCCCGUCCCCUUUCCCAACCACUUAAAAAUAAAAAGUUGCAAAAUUGACAAGAACAGUGCAAAGAACUCGGUCAGUGGGAGUUAACUUAAAACCCAAAACUAGGAAAAAGAGGAACAGUGACAAGUGCUCAAGAACACUGAGAAACCUCAAAGAACGGCAAAAAUCAGUUUUAAUCGACACAGGUCUCGUCGGCCCACAUUCUUCAGGUCCUUGAGAGCCCUCGACACAACAGCCAGAAGUACCCUUAACUCUGGACACGAAGACAUCGGUGCUUAGUGCAAUGCCUGGGAGACUUCUUCCACAGCUUGAAAGUUGCUACUUUCAGUUUACAAUGAGCUUGUGGAAGCUUUCUAUUUUUUUUUUAAUCUAGUGAUAAACUCUCUCACUCUUUAAAAAUAAUUUUUAAAGUAAAACUUCAUAAUAAAAUUCUCUUUCGGCAAUUCUUGUGAACUUUCAUUAUUUUUUUUUACGCUGGGCAUGCUUAAUUCUAGUUUAGCAAAUGUUUUACCUUGUUAAUUAUAUUUUUUAUUGUGAUUGGAAUUACAUUUGAAUUUUAAAAUUGAGAUACAAAAGCCUCACAAAGAAUACCAGAAGAAUAAACGUAAUGAACAAAAUAUAGGUUGCCCAGAAACCUCUCUCAAAACACUUCCAGUUGCCACUAAACCGAGUGUGUUCAUAGUCAUAAUUUUGUAUUUUCACGUACACUUAGAAAUGUAUCUACAGCACGUACAGGUUGUACGUCAUCAUUACUUCUCUCGAACUGUUCACUAGUCAUUUAGCUUUUGUAUGUUGUAAGUUCUGGUCAUAUUUGUACAGUGCAGCUUCUUUGCUGGAGUCACGGUUCGUGUUCCAAGCCCUCUUUUUUUUCUGCCUUGCAAAAUACACUUGAGUGAUGCACAACGGCACUGUGUCCUUUUACUCGUGGUGCAGUAAUAUUUAUUUGAGGCUGCAUCAUCGGCAAACCUUAGCUGUGGUAGGAUCUAGUGAGUAUUACAGCUAUUUUCUUCACCCUCAGUGUUCUUUGAUGUGUUGAAUGAAAACAAGCUUCUUUAGAGUUAAGGCAUUUUAUAUACUUCCUGUAUCCUGCAGGAUACUGUUGUGAUAUUUUAUACGCUGUUUGGAUCCUAUAUUAGGAACAAAUUGUUAAGCUACCGCCGGUGUACAUAAAAAAAAAUAAUUACCCUGACUUGUGCAGAGUGUAAUUUUGAAUAAUCAUAUUUGUUGUGAAUAUCUUUUUUUUUUAUAUAUACUGAAAAUGAAAACAUUAACAAUUAUGAAACACACUGAUACCAGCACUCUGAGUAUCGCAAGUUGGCGAUAAAGAAAACGUCAAUAAAAUCAUUAGACUUUAUAUCUUUUACCAUUUUUAAACAUGCAAAUGCAGUCCACCUCUAGUGCAAAUAUGGGGAUCCGUAACCUUGGAGAAAUAGGUAAAAAGGUUUGAGGAAUAUUUUUUUUAACCUUUUCCGCUAAACUGUUUGAAUAUACUACUACUCCUACCACCCCAUAUACUGACAAAUUAAUUUGAUCAUCGUUUGUUUGAAAUACGAAGCUUCCAUGACUGGUUACUUUCUCCAUUAUUUUGGUGACGCACAGAACCCCAAAGGGUCAUGCAACGCCAAGGCAAAGGGAACAACUGUUCUCUGUAUCAAGAGUUCUGCAACAGCAUCAAGGCUCCCUGUUGCAUGGACAACAGGUUGAACGGGCUAAUUAUGCAUAACCUAGGCUAUGCAUAAUUAGUCCAUGAAAUCAAUUGGGAAAUGUUCUUCAUGGCUAUUAUUCUGUGUAUAGAGGAAGUAUGUUUACCUGUCAAGGAAAUCUUGUGACCCUUUUUUUCCUCUUGAUGCCUCUGAGAAGUUGUUGAUCCAAGGAAUUGGAUCUUCCCUCCCUUUGGGUCGAACCUAAAUGCCCAUUCCCCCCGAGGGUUGUAUGACCCUUAGAGGUUUAGCGCUUCCCCAUGUAGGCAAUAAUGAUGAAAGUGUACACAAUGUUUACAGAAUUUAAGUUUCCAUUACACCAUGUAUAUGGAUAUAUGCAUCCAUGCAUAUGGAUAUUCAUAUAUAUGGGUAUAUGCAACCAUAUAUAUGGAUAUUCAUGUAUAUGGAUGUACGCAUCCAUGUAUAUGGAUAAUUUCGAAGAAAGUGAUGAGCUUGUCUCAAAAAACAACAACAGUAAAGUUAUAUUACCUCAUUCACAAGUAGAGUAUUUUUAAAGACACUUUCUUAAUAAGAAGAGAAACUAAAAAAAAAAAAAUAAAGAUUUUAAAGACAUCUUUUUCAAUAAAGAAUGCCAGUAAAAAAAACCAGUAAAGAUUCAUAUAUUAAGGCUUAAACAAGUUAGGAAAAAAAUAUCCUUCAGGAAUCACUGAGGAAUUUUUACUGUAUAUAUAUAAAUAUACAUAUACGUGUAAUAAUUGUAUAUUGAUUGUAUAUAAUUAUAUUUGUAUAGUUCAUGUGAGUCAAGAGUGAAUAAAAAAAUAAUGCCACA